GCAAGUUGCAAAAUUACAACAAAAACGUCAGGCUGAAUUGGUGGCUUCUGAAGAAGUGACAGACAAACGAAAAUCAAAAGCUGCAUUACAUCUAGAAUCUCGUUUAGAGCGUUUAAUUAAAGAAAUGGAUACUAUGGUAGAUAGACUAAACGAUAAACGUACCCAACUGUUAAAAGAUAUUGAAGUUUUUGAAAGCCAUAUAAAUGAAUCAACUGAAUCAAAGGAACGGUCUAAGAUAAUGGAUCAAAUCAAAGCAGAUCAUGAUCGUAUGGUAGACAUAAAUGAUUUGUUGAUUUCUUUGAAACGUAUUCAAAACAUUCCUGAUGAUACACGUUGGGAAAAGAUCUUGAAAGUUUUAGAUGAGGAUCAUGAUGGAAAAAUCGAGUUGAAUCAUAUAUUGUCUGUUAUCGAGCUUCUCGGUUCAGAGAAUGUGAAACUAUCCGGCAAAGAAAUUGCACGCGUUCUUGAAAUGAUUGAUAAUGAACAUUUGGCAAAAGCGAUCCCUACAGAAGAGUUGAAAGCUGAUAAAAACCGUUUAAAAUCAUCCGUCGAUGAUUCUUCUCAGGUCACUUCAAAGUAGAGGAGUGUUUGAU
Schistosoma curassoni is the source of this 593-nucleotide messenger RNA. The record is from the annotation of a GenBank genome assembly. NCBI's taxonomy places the organism in Eukaryota, Metazoa, Platyhelminthes, Trematoda, Strigeidida, Schistosomatidae.